Molecule: messenger RNA, 3500 nt
Organism: Pongo pygmaeus (Bornean orangutan)
Lineage: Eukaryota; Metazoa; Chordata; Mammalia; Primates; Hominidae
Gene: NEXN
Product: nexilin F-actin binding protein
Exons: 12
Coding region: 175-2421 (748 amino acids)
Biological process (GO): mitochondrial fusion
Source: RefSeq, a predicted model, not a curated record
CCUAGGGCUGGGAGACAGACAAAUUCUGGCGGAAAGUUGGCAGCCACGGUCCCCCUCCCCUGCUUUUCUCCUCGACUCUCCACCCCGCCCUCCGGGUGAUACGGCGGAGGUGGGGGUUGGGGAAACUGGCCUUGUGUUUUGGAACAGCUGCAGCCGGCACUGGGCCCGCCUGGAAUGCGGGAACAGGCUGCGCACCAGGACUUUUAUGGAAACUUGCUGCUGGAGACGGCGGCGGCGGCGGCAGCGGCAGCCAGAGUACUCCCAGCGGCUGGAGCAGAAGUGUUAGCGGCCAGAGCUCCCAGACCCCUACCCACAGCCAGGCGGGACGCGCACAGUCCCUCUACGCGAAAAGAAGGAGCUUCGCCGGUCACCGCUCCUGGAGGGUGCAAAUAUAUACAGAGCUUCAUAAUCAGCCCAAGACCACACAGAGCAAACAUGAAUGAUAUUUCCCAAAAGGUUGAGAUUCUGCUUUCUUCAUCUAAACCUGUCCCAAAAACCUAUGUACCAAAACUUGGCAAGGGUGAUGUAAAGGAUAAGUUUGAAGCCAUGCAGAGAGCCAGGGAAGAAAGAAAUCAAAGGAGAUCUAGAGACGAAAAGCAAAGAAGAAAAGAACAAUAUAUUAGAGAGAGAGAAUGGAACAGGAGAAAGCAGGAGAUUAAAGAAAUGCUUGCUUCUGAUGAUGAGGAAGAUGUAUCUUCUAAAGUAGAAAAGGCUUAUGUUCCAAAAUUAACAGGAACUGUUAAGGGUAGAUUUGCUGAAAUGGAGAAACAAAGACAAGAGGAACAAAGGAAGAGAACAGAGGAGGAACGAAAACGCAGAAUUGAGCAGGAUAUGUUAGAAAAGAGGAAAAUACAGCGUGAAUUAGCAAAAAGGGCUGAACAGGAAGGAGAUGAUUCACUACUUAUAACUGUGGUACCUGUCAAAUCAUAUAAAACAUCUGGAAAAAUGAAAAAGAAUUUUGAGGAUCUAGAAAAAGAACGUGAAGAGAAAGAAAGGAUCAAGUAUGAGGAAGAUAAAAGAAUAAGAUAUGAAGAACAACGACGCUCUCUCAAGGAAGCAAAGUGUCUUUCAUUAGUUAUGGAUGAUGAAAUAGAAAGUGAAGCAAAAAAAGAAUCACUUUCUCCUGGAAAAUUGAAACUAACUUUUGAAGAACUGGAGCGACAAAGACAAGAAAACCGAAAGAAGCAAGCUGAAGAGGAAGCAAGAAAACGUUUAGAAGAAGAGAAGCGUGCUUUUGAAGAAGCAAGGCGGCAAAUGGUAAAUGAAGAAGAUGAAAACCAAGACACAGCAAAAAUUUUUAAAGGGUACCGCCCUGGUAAACUCAAACUCAGUUUUGAAGAAAUGGAAAGGCAAAGAAGAGAAGAUGAAAAAAGGAAAGCAGAAGAAGAAGCCAGAAGGAGAAUAGAGGAAGAAAAGAAGGCGUUUGCUGAAGCAAGGAGAAACAUGGUAGUAGAUGAUGACUCCCCAGAGAUGUAUAAGACAAUCUCUCAAGAAUCUCUUACACCGGGAAAACUGGAAAUUAAUUUUGAAGAAUUAUUAAAACAAAAAAUGGAAGAAGAAAAACGACGAACAGAGGAGGAACGGAAGCAUAAGCUAGAAAUGGAGAAACAAGAAUUUGAACAACUGAGACAGGAAAUGGGAGAGGAAGAGGAAGAAAAUGAAACCUUUGGAUUGAGCAGAGAAUAUGAAGAACUGAUCAAAUUAAAAAGGAGUGGCUCUAUUCAAGCUAAAAACCUAAAAAGCAAGUUUGAAAAAAUUGGACAGUUGUCUGAAAAAGAAAUACAGAAAAAAAUAGAAGAAGAGCGAGCAAGAAGGAGAGCAAUUGACCUUGAAAUUAAAGAGCGAGAAGCAGAAAAUUUUCAUGAGGAAGAUGAUGUUGAUGUUAGGCCUGCAAGAAAAAGCGAGGCUCCAUUUACUCACAAAGUGAAUAUGAAAGCUAGAUUUGAACAGAUGGCUAAGGCAAGAGAAGAAGAAGAACAAAGAAGAAUUGAAGAACAAAAGUUACUACGCAUGCAGUUUGAACAAAGGGAAAUUGAUGCAGCACUACAAAAGAAAAGAGAAGAGGAGGAGGAGGAAGAAGGUAGCAUCAUGAAUGGCUCCACUACUGAAGAUGAAGAGCAAACCAGAUCAGGAGCUCCAUGGUUCAAGAAGCCUCUUAAAAACACGUCAGUUGUAGACAGUGAGCCAGUCAGAUUUACUGUUAAAGUAACAGGAGAACCCAAACCAGAAAUUACAUGGUGGUUUGAAGGAGAAAUACUGCAGGAUGGAGAAGACUAUCAAUAUAUUGAAAGGGGAGAAACUUACUGCCUUUACUUACCAGAAACUUUCCCAGAAGAUGGAGGAGAGUAUAUGUGUAAAGCAGUCAACAAUAAAGGAUCUGCAGCUAGUACCUGUAUUCUUACCAUUGAAAGUAAGAAUUAAUCACUCUUUUUAUCUUUUAUUCUAUUAAUUUUUUUUUCCUUAAAAUCACUUUUCUUCUUCUCUUUUUUAGCUGAUGACUACUAGCUCCCCUCCCCUCUCCCUGGAACUUUCUCUUUCACUCCAACUUUCUUACUACAUCCAUCUUUUCUGUGGCGGGGCCAAAAAAGGAAACCAGGAGUGCCACUAUGCUGACUUCUUAUUCCUUUUCGUAACAGUCUUCAAAGGCACAGCUCAUCUAAAGAAUGCCUUCUUCUUUUCCAAAUAAGCAUCAGAUUUAUUGCCUAUUAUGCAGUAACAGUCAAUAAAAUGUACUUAUCGGGGGGGAAUUACUCAAUUAUUCUAUCAGAACCUAUUAUAAAGACUGUGUAUUUCCCAUAGACGUUUACAGCAACUAUGUUUAAAAAACAAAACAAAACAAAAAAACACACAAACCUAAGUAGAAUACAUUAUUUUGCAUGAAGGAAUGUCAUUUCUGAGCUUUUUACACCUAAAAUUAGGCUGAAAUAGCUGAGAUAAUUAAUUUGAAACCUAUCAAUUUGAGUGGACUUUUUCUUUAGUAGUAUACCAUUUUGGUUGUUGUAGUUUCAAAGUCUUUCUGAAGCAGAUAUAUUGGGAUUGGAGCGGGGUGGGGAAAAGUGUCACUCCUUUCAGAGGAAAAGGGGAGGAGCAUGGAGAAAAACAAAAAUUAAAGGACUUUAAAGAAAGAAUGGCUAUACAGUGUUGAGUGUUGAGGAUAUUAAACAUGUUAUUUUUCAAACGUAUGUAAUAUAUAUUAAAUUUAUAAAGCAAAUUUAUGUUGUGAUCUUGCCUGAACAAAUUAUAUUUUAAUGAAAAAACUUUGUAUUAAUAGUUCACGCAAGAGAAAACACUUUCAACAUAGUCGAAGGCUUCAAGAUCUAAGUGUAUCAGACUUAGGGAAAAAGUGGCACAACCUUCGAUUUAAAAUUCUAGUCUUUAAAAUGAGUUUGUAAAUAAUUAGCUAUUAUGUUCUAUUAAGUUGUUUUGUAUUUUAAUUUUCUGGAAGACAAUUUUAUUUUACAAUGUGAACCCAAAUAAAGUAACUUCUGUAUUUAAAAGUC